This is a messenger RNA of Myzus persicae (green peach aphid), 1084 nucleotides long. RefSeq lists its product as uncharacterized. Bases 1 to 1026 code for a protein of 341 amino acids. The record is from RefSeq and is a predicted model, not a curated record. NCBI's taxonomy places the organism in Eukaryota, Metazoa, Arthropoda, Insecta, Hemiptera, Aphididae. The transcript is spliced from 8 exons.
AUGGUUCAUUAUUUAUAUGUUCUUAAAGAUGACUCGGGCGUCAAAAAUCAGGUAAUUUGCAAUUUAGUUGGAGAAAUCUGGAAAAGUACUUAUGUAUUCAAUAUAACUCAACUGCCAGAACGUUGUGAUAUAAUUGCAGUAGCUCAAUUUGCUUUUGACCGUACUGAGGGUGACCAAAUAUUGGAAUCAGAUAAAGGUAUAAUAACAAGCUUAGUAGAAGCUAAGAAAACUGUUUACACAAGCAUUGGGUUCGUGUGUGAAGAUGAUUGGCCUGCAAUAUUUGAUCCCCCGGAUACAGGCGUAUUUCAGAAAGACUUUUUUGAUCCUUUAAUCAAUUUAUUAAAUGCAUCAAAAGUGAAUGGUAUUCUUAUUUAUUGUAAAUACAUAUAUGAUGUUCCCGUAAUAGAUUUUGCGGUAAAAUUAAGUAACUUUGUGUCUGCAGUUAAAAAUAAAACAGAUAAUUUAAUAGUUGGUUUAAUCAUAACUGGUUCAUACUAUUUCAAUUUUCCGAAUAAUUCACUUUUUGAUUUUUCAAUAACAAAUGAAGCAUUGGAUCUUUAUAUCAUUGAUUGGUCAAAUUUAAACAUAUGUGACAACGAUACAGUAAAAUAUGGUCUCAGUCCAAUAACAUCUAAUAUUUUGGAUAUGGUAACUAUUGAACAAGUUAAUGGUGGUAUAACUAAUUCAUCUAUGGAUAAAUCAAAAAUAUAUGCUAUGAUUCAAAUGCUUCCAGUAAUUCCAAAAAAACUUGUUCCCAAAAGUCCUUGGUGUAUUACAACAUAUUCAAUAUAUUGUAGCAGUACAAAUCCAACUAAUUUAUCUCAAUGGUGUACUAACCCUUCAAAACUUUCAUAUGAUCAAGGAGCGUACGCAAAACAAUCCUAUGUUGGAAUUGCCCUUGAACAUCUUGAUACAGAAGAUUAUGAGGGCUUUUGCGAUUGUGAGAAAUUUCCAGUAACAAACCUAAUUAUUGAUGGAUGGACGGCAAGCCCUUUUAAAACAUGUCCUAAACUAGAUCAUAAUUAACCGAUUUUAAUUAAAAUAUGUAUUUAUAAUAUUUUAAUGUUUUAUUCUGUAUUGUAAU